This is a messenger RNA of Seriola dumerili (greater amberjack), 3989 nucleotides long. It is a transcript of the gene pard3bb, whose product is annotated as partitioning defective 3 homolog B-like. Gene Ontology annotation, biological process: establishment or maintenance of epithelial cell apical/basal polarity; cell adhesion; intracellular protein localization. Gene Ontology annotation, molecular function: protein binding; phosphatidylinositol binding. NCBI's taxonomy places the organism in Eukaryota, Metazoa, Chordata, Actinopteri, Carangiformes, Carangidae. The coding region runs from base 360 to 3989 and encodes 1209 amino acids. The transcript is spliced from 26 exons. Gene Ontology annotation, cellular component: apical plasma membrane; cell cortex; adherens junction. The record is from RefSeq and is a predicted model, not a curated record.
CUGGCCAGGAGCGGACGGCACUGGAGGCAUCUCAAAACUUUUCCAACACACAUUGAAGUGGUCUGUUUAUUGUUUAACAUCGGCUCCAGUUUGCCCCCGAACAUGAAAACAACCUCUACGUUGCCAUACUUUGAGUAUCGAUGAUGAAGUGGAUGCUACUGACCGCUUGGAAAAAGGGAAACUUGCGAGAGGGAAAACUUCUGGAAUGAUGCCCCAGCGACUGCAUCCCUCCCUCCAAAGUUCAGCUAAGACUUUCUGGGGGGCAUUCUGCAAUUUGGAGCCUUCCUGCAACAUUAUCACCAUUGUUCAUCACUCAUAACCAGAGAGCCCUCAUCUUGGAUGAAGCGGAGAGUGCUAUAAUGAAGGUGACAGUGACGUUUGGGCAGACAGGUGUGGUGGUGCCCUGCAAGGAGGGUUGGACCGUGAGGGACCUCAUUCAGCAAGCCACGCAGAGAUACAGAAAACUCCUGGAACAGGAAGGAGAUUUCCUGGUUCGGACUCACCAUGUUGAAUACUGUGAUGGGGGGAUUCUGGACCCUGAUGAUAUUCUCAGUGAUCUGGUAGAAGACAAGGACAAGCUGAUGGCGGUGUAUGAGGAGCAGGAAGCCCAGCAGAGGGGUGUGGCCAACACAAGCCUGGCCCCGAGCCCUGACCUCUACCAAUCUGAGCUCUCUGUCUUCCAGCCAAUCGCAGGAGGAGAGAUUGAAGUCAAUUCCUCAGCACUCAAGUCCAACACCCCCCUACUGGUGAGAAGUAGCAGUGACUCAGCCCUCGGCCCCCAGCUUUCUGAGACUGAAGCCUCCCUCAAUGAAGACACCACUGAGAUGGCAGCCGGUCCCGCUGUGGAGAGGCCUGCAGGAGUGGACCGAGCCCAAGGCAAACACACCUUCAGUGGCAGCCUGACCAGGACAGUGGAAAUCCUGGGAGAGGACAGUCCCCUGGGAAUCCAUGUGGUUCCCUACUGCUCAUCACUCAGUGGAAGGUCUCUCGGUCUAUACAUCCGUGGAGUGGAGGAAGAGAGCCGCUCAAGAAAGGAGGGCUUGUUUCAAGAGGACGAGUGCAUCGUCAAGAUCAACAACACUGACCUAAUAGACAAGACAUUUAGCCAGGCCCAGGAAGUGUUUCGUCAGGCAAUGCGUUCCCCAGUUGUCCGCUUGGAAGUAGUUCCCUCCUUCAACAGAGAACGCUAUGAGAAGAGCCUGAUUGGUCAGCUGUUUGGCAACAGUGCCGGUCCUGACAGCAGUCCCCGAAUCGCCAAAACCAAAGAACCACCUCCGCCUGUCAAAGCCAAACCUAUGUUUAAGCCCUCUGAGAAUCCAGCCGCACGAUUGGCAGAGGAUGCUGCCGUUCUGGAAGCUGCUGUCAGUACCCCCAAAGGGAGAAGUGAGAGCCCCCUCCUUAAGAAAAGUCCUGCUCUCUCCAGCUUGGUGGGCAAUAAGAGAGGAGGCCGAAGAUUGAGGAUCGACUUAAAGAAAGGCUCAGAAGGUCUUGGUUUUACUGUGGUAACCAGAGACUCUUCAGUCCAUGGUCCUGGUCCUAUUCUGGUCAAAAACAUUCUGCCACGUGGAGCUGCCGUCAAAGACGGACGCCUGCAGUCUGGAGACCGCAUACUGGAGGUAAACGGUGUGGAUUUUACAGGUGUGGGCCAAGAGGAGUUGGUGUGUAUGUUACGCAGCACACGGCAGGGAGAGAGUGUGUGCCUAGUGGUCCUACGGCAGGAAGACAUGUUCCUGCCCAGAGAGAUGAAGGAGGAGUUGUCCCGUGUGUCAGGCUUUGUUUCGGAGAAUGGGAAGGAGCAGCUCAUGUUCGAGGUACCACUAAACGACACCGGCUCGGCGGGACUCGGUGUCAGCCUCAAAGGAAACAAGUCCAGGGAGACAGGAGAGGAUCUGGGAAUCUUCAUUAAAUCCAUAAUACAUGGAGGGGCUGCAUACAAGGAUGGGCGUCUGAGUGUCAAUGACCAGCUGGUAGCUGUAAAUGGAGAGUCGCUUCUGGGACGCUCCAAUCACGUGGCCAUGGAGACGCUCCGACGCUCUAUGUCGCAGGAGGGAAACGUACGAGGGACCAUCCAGCUGGUGGUGCUGAGGGCUUUGAAGGAUCAACAUGGUGUGUCACCCAAUCGCUCAUUUGACGGCUCUCCCGGCCUGUUGGGACCGAUGAGCCCAGCGAAUGGUCAGUCAGGAUUGGUCGGUCAGGCCAACGGCCCCGUUCACCCUCCCAUGGUGAGCAACAGUCUCUAUGCAUCUAAUGUGACCAAUGGGAGUUAUUCUCACAUGGAUGAGGAAGAGGAGGGCGAGCUGUAUGGACAUGAGGAGUUCAGCGGAUCUACCCAACACUCCUACCUACAGGAAAGGGAAAACUCUCACAUCUCCAGCCCAGCUCAGCCCCAGUCUCCCACCCAGAGCCACAACCAGAGCCAGCGACAGUUCCACCAGCAUGUUAAAGCCUCCAAGAGCAUGGACCUGGGUACGACUCAGAACCAGCAGCACACUGUGGCAGAUGAGAGCAACGUAGGAUCCCUGAUUGGAAACACUGCUGCUCCAUCAGGUCCUGUCGAACUCGGCCCUACCCUCGGCCUGAAGAAGUCCAGUUCGCUGGAGAGUCUCCAGACGGCCAUGUCAGAGGUCAGCAGGAAAAACGAACUCCUCCCAUUCCACCGUCCUCGUCCAAAUAUGGUCAGGGGAAGAGGCUGCAACGAGAGCUUCAGGGCAGCUAUUGAUAAAUCCUAUGACGGGCCACCUGAAGACGAUGAUGAUGAUGGUUCGGAGCCGAGUUCAGGCCGUGACACCCCUGCAAGUAGUUCAUCUCGCCAGGGAGCGGGGGAUCAGAUAGAGGAGAAAGGCAAAAAAGACAAGAAAAAGAAAGCGAAAACAAAGAAGAAAGAAAAGAACAAGGGGAAAGGAAAAGAGAAAAAGAAAACAGAGGAGCCUGAAGAGACAGAGAAGAAGAGCAAGAAAAUAGGAUUUGGCCUUCUGAGAUUUGGAAAGAAGAAAGAGGAGAAGAAGGAGGCGAAAGCAGCUCUGCAGCGACAGAAGUCAGAGAUUCUGAGCGAUCAUGAGCUUGAGAGGAUGAAAGAGGAGAGGGAAAGAAUCGAGGCAGGGCAUCCUGAGCUGCGAGAGCACCGGUCCAGAGACCGGCAAGGUGGAGGUGGCGGGUCUGCGUAUCCAGAUGUUGAGGAUGAUGACACAGACCCCAACUACGCCCGAAUACAAUCCUUCAGGGACCGAGAUGUGGGUCCAGUGCCGCAGCCACCGUCUCAGUCACCUCCCUACAGCACAAUUCAACACACCCAUGCUCACACCGCUUCCCCCCAAAGCCUAACUACCUUCCCAGGGCAUGGAAAUCAUGUCAACAACCCUGGAGCCAUCCCUGAUGAUGACCACAUUGAUAGGCUGUAUGCGAAGGUGAAUAAACCAAGGGGAACUGGAGCUACAUCUCCUCCUGCUUCCGCCAAUGAUAGCAGUGUGGACAGGAUCCAGCAGCUACGGAGAGAGUACCAGCAGGCAAGAAGAGAAGGAAUGGUACCACCUUAUGAGGAGCUGGACCCACGACGCAGAGGGCACGAAAAUGAUGCACACAGGAUGCCAGGCAGAGGGACAGAUCCACGGUUGGCACCACGUUAUGAAGAGGUGGAACGUCAGUAUGCCUCCUUACCAAGACGGGGUCCGUUGGAUCCAGGUGACUACCCCAUGCAGCCCUGGUCUGGUCAUUACCCCGGACCUCCCCAGGCCGCACAGGGAUACCCUCAGUCCCUGUCCUACCCUAACCCCAACUCCCAGGCCGGUCCGUCUUACCCUGGCUACCCACCCAGCCAGCCAUACCCACGGCCAGGUGACCCUCGGGGCGUUGACCCUGGUUACUACCCCCAUCCGAGCUCCCAGCAGAGAGGGCCCUUGCGGCAGGAUGUGCCCCCGUCUCCUACCCCUCCACUUCGUGGACUACGGUACGACACUAUGAUGCGUGGAACAGGGGGUGGAGGCUACAGGUAG